AAAAUAUGGAAACAAUAAGCCAAUAUAGUGAUAAUGUAAGGUAUCAGUUAGCACAGCAGCAGUUAGACCAAAUGUUCAUGAAGUGGAUCACCCAGGAUAAAGUUCAAUUGUUUGUGAAUAAGUUAAUAGAAGAAGUACAUGAUCCUACUAGCAAUAUUCUGUCUCCUCCGCCUCCAAUAUUUAUUAACAAAAUGUCUACUCCGGUAAGCCCGAGUGACAAGAAAUCUGGAGCUUCAUCAUUAUUGGGUAAAAUAGGGAGGACGCCUCCCAAGAGUCCUUCUGGGAAUAUUAAAUACCAUACCUUAGUGAAUCCCGUGUUUGAGCCAAUGGAAAAUAAGGAAGAAGAAAAAGAUUUGGCUUCUUGAACUCUGAAACAGAAGCAGUUGACAAAGGACAUGACUAAAAAGCACACAGUUCCUAAAUUUUAUUAUGAAGAAGGAAGACCCCUAGAAGAGGAGAUAGUCAAGAUAAAUAAUGAGGAGAUCAGUAAUGUUUUCGGCGACUUGCAGGAGGUCACCAAAGAAGAAUUCCUCCCAAUUACAGAAAAAGUAUUCAAAUUUCCCAAAUUUUUAAAUUCUCUGUUGUUCAAAAGGCUGGAUACAAAGAGUGCAGGCAAAGUAAGCUACACAGAUUUCAUGGAUGCUUGGAAUGCAGAGUAUGAGAGAAUAGAGGUGUCGAAAAGGAUAUUCAAAAUCCUGGCAAAGCCAGGGGAGAAAUAUAUUCAUUACGAAGAUUUCAAGCCAAUGCUAAAAGAGCUUCUAGAUACUCACCCUGGUCUUAAUUUCUUGCAAGCAACUCCUGAAUUUCAAGAUAGGUAUGCAGACACAGUCGUUAUGAGAAUAUUCUUCACCAUAGAUCGAAAUGAUGAUGGAAGAAUCUCCUAUAGAGAUUUAAAGCAGUCGAAUUUUAUAAAAACUCUCUUCUAUGUUGAUGAGGAGGAAGACAUCAACAAAAUCAGAGACUACUUCUCAUAUGAGCAUUUCUACGUCCUCUACUGAAGAUUCUGGGAACUUGACAAUGACCAUGAUUUUAUGAUUGAUAAAGAAGACUUUAGUAGAUACGAAGGUUAUGCUCUCUCCAGGAAAACCAUGGACAAAAUAUUUGAACAAAUCCCGAGGAAAUUUAAAUCAGACAACCCAGAGAAAAUGCUGUAUGAUGAUUUUGUCUGGUUCAUGCUCUGUGAGGAAGACAAGACAACUAAGAGAAGUCUUCAAUAUUGGUUUGAUAUUAUUGAUCUUGACAGUAAUGGGAUAAUCACUCCUCAUGAGAUGGAGUUCUUUUAUGAAGAACAAGUUCAGAGGCUACAAUCUCUGAACCAUGAACCGAUACUGUUCAAUGAUUUGUUGUGACAGAUGAAUGAUAUGAUCUCACCUAAGGACGAAGCUAAUUUUACAUUUGAAGAGCUAUGGGAGCGUAGGGACAACGUUGGAAUUUUCUUUAACUGCUUGUGUAAUCUUAACAAACUGAUCUCCUAUGAAACUCGAGACCUAUUUGCACUCAAGCAUCAGACAAAUGAGAACCCAGACUAUUCUGAAUGGGAUCUUUUUGCCAAAAGUGAAUACGAGCGCCUCGCGAUGGAAGAAGAAAACCCUGAAGACUCUGAUGUCAUUGAUACGAUGGAUAAUAUGGAUAAUAUGGAUGCUGGAGGAGAUGGCAGUGAGGAUUACACUUAAAUU
Moneuplotes crassus is the source of this 1676-nucleotide messenger RNA. The record is from the annotation of a GenBank genome assembly. NCBI's taxonomy places the organism in Eukaryota, Ciliophora, Spirotrichea, Euplotida, Euplotidae.